Prunus mume (Japanese apricot) is the source of this 2111-nucleotide messenger RNA. Its product is annotated as WEB family protein At2g38370. NCBI's taxonomy places the organism in Eukaryota, Viridiplantae, Streptophyta, Magnoliopsida, Rosales, Rosaceae. The record is from RefSeq and is a predicted model, not a curated record. Gene Ontology annotation, cellular component: cytosol. Gene Ontology annotation, biological process: chloroplast accumulation movement; chloroplast avoidance movement.
AGCCGUGCUUCUUAGGUUUGUGUGACUGAAGACUCUGAGCUCUGCUCAAACCAUAACCAAACAUCAUUACUUGCUAAUUUUGUCUCCCACCAAACUCAUUCUGUUCAUAACAAGUCUUGGGUUUCUGAAAGUUUGGAUCUUUGUUUUUCAUUUUGUUGGGAUUUCAUUUUAGUUGUCGGGUUUUAAUAUGGAGCCUGAUUCGGGUUUGGAUGUGAAGAAGGAGAGGGUUUUCAGGGCAGAGAUCGAUACUUCAGCUCCUUUUGAAUCGGUGAGGGAGGCAGUGAGUCGAUUUGGUGGAAUCGGUUACUGGAAACCCGCUCAGACUAAGCCUUCCGGGCCUGAGCAUGACAUGGAAGAGGUUGGCACUGCGAAACUGGAGGAGCAGGCUUUACAGUUGGAGAAGGAUCUCACUUUGAAAGAAAAGGAAACUCUGGAUGUUCUAAUAGAACUUGAACAAACUAAAAAGGUUAUUGAUGAGUUAAAAAAGAAGCUACAGAAAGAAGCAUCUGAAGUGAAUAUGGCCCUUGAGACAAAUAGAGGUAAGGAAUACAUGACUCCAGUGGAAAAUGAAGACGAUAAGGAAAACCAUGGGAAUGAGGGUGGUCGCUGUAAUUCAAUGGAAGGUGUGACUCCAUGCUCUUCUUCAGCUCCAGGUUUAAUCUUAAUGGAAUUGAAACAGGCUAAGUUGAACCUUACCAGGACUACAACUGAUCUUGCUGACAUUCGAGCUUCUGUUGAAUCAUUCAACAAGAAAUUAGAGAAAGAAAGAAUCAUGCUUGAGAAAACCCGUGUGAGGUUAACAUCAAAUUCUUUGAAAGUAUUAUCUCUUGAAGAAGAGCUAAAGAAAACAAAACUAAAGCUGCAGUUGGCAAAGGAUGCUGAAACUAAAGGUGGUCCUGAUAAUUCUUUAGAUAUUUCAAAGGAGCUUCACCGAUUGAGUUCUGAGACAGAGCAGUUCAAAAGAAUGGCAGAAGCUGCAAAGUCAGAGGUCGUGAGAGCAACAUCUGAGAUUGAACAGACAAGAACUAAGAUAAAAACAGCUGAAAUCAGGUUGGUUGCUGCCAGAAAAAUGAAAGAGGCAGCAAGAGCGGUAGAAGCUGUUGCUCUUGCAGAGAUUAAGGCUCUAUCAUACCACGAGAGUUCAUCUGGAGAUUCAUUGCAGAAGCAUGACAGAGUGACUCUUUCAUUUGAGGAAUACUCAUCUCUAACUCGCAAAGUUCGAGAUGCAGAGGAACUUUCUAAGAACAGGGUAACAGAUGCCAUGCUUCAUCUUGAUGAAGCAAACGUAUCAAAAACAGAAAUCCUGAAAAAGGUAGAGGAAGCAACUGAAGAAGUCAAAACCACUAAAAAGGCAUUGGAAGAAGCUCUGAACAGAGUGGAGACUGCAAAUAAGGGGAAACUAGCAGUUGAAGAAGCUCUUCGCAAAUGGAGAUCCCAGCAUGGUCAUAAAAGACGUUCGGUACACAACUCUACCAAGUUCAAAAAUCCACACCCAUCUAAUCAUGGGAGAGAUCUGCAAUUACGUGACGUAAAUGGUCUGAAUCUUGUUACUGAUGGGCCAAUACCCGUUCUGAAGCCAACCUUAUCAAUAGGACAGAUACUAAGCAGGAAGCUGCUUUUGCCAGAAGAGGUUGAAAUGGAGGUGGCCGGGAAAAGCCCUGUAAGGCAAAAGAUGUCACUGGGGCAAAUGCUCCAGAAACAAAAUGGCGAUCAACCCUUUUCUAGGAGGUCUGAGAGGGAAAGCAAUGUCAGGAAUUCUUCUGCUAAGAGAAAGAAGUCUGGAUUUGCUCGAUUCUCACUACUUUUGACAAAGCAAAGCAGGAAAAAGAAGAAGCCAACUCCAAACUUGAAGUGAUUCAGCUUUGUCAAUCAGCUGACCUCAAUCAAGAACUGACUUUAGUUGUGUGUGUGCGCGCGUAUGUUUUUCCUCUCCUCCGUCUCCGAUUGUUCUUGCUUAAGAAUUGAUUUGUUUCGUUUAGAUGGGAGUUGUUCCCAGACUUCUGGUUUUACUUAUUAUCUAUAUAGCCUUUAUGUAUUGGUUGUUAAAAUGUUUGUAAAAGACGCGUAUCUAUCUAAUGCUAAAACUCUUCUCUAGAGCGAUGUUUAAUCUC